Guillardia theta CCMP2712 is the source of this 903-nucleotide messenger RNA. RefSeq lists its product as hypothetical. Lineage: Eukaryota; Cryptophyceae; Pyrenomonadales; Geminigeraceae. Gene Ontology annotation, biological process: superoxide metabolic process. The transcript has 5 exons. Gene Ontology annotation, molecular function: metal ion binding; superoxide dismutase activity. The coding region runs from base 4 to 840 and encodes 278 amino acids. The record is from RefSeq and is a predicted model, not a curated record.
GCCAUGCUGUCGCUGCUCGCCGCGGGAGGGGCUGAGGCGUUCUCAGCCUUCGCUCCCUCCCUCUCAGCUCCCAAGUCACUUCGUCUCCGCCAAGAGUCAGUGACUAUGAGCUCCAACGACAACCCCAUGAGCAGAAGGGCCGCCGUCGUCGUCACCGCUGGACUCCUCGGAUCGUUCCUUGCUCCCAAGGAGUCAAAGGCCGAGGGAGCCUUCAGCCUUCCUGCCCUUCCUUACGACUACAAGUCGUUGGAGCCUUACAUCGAUGAAGAGACAAUGAAGUUGCAUCAUGACAAGCACUUCAACGCUUACCUCACGAACCUCAACAAGGCGCUUGAAGGAAAGCCUGCCGCCAAGCUCACUGAUAUCCAGAAAGAAGCCAUCAAGGCGGGUCCAGCCAUCCGCAACAACGGCGGCGGAUACUACAACCACGCCCUCUUCUUCAAGGAGAUGGGACCGGCUGCUAACUCUGGGAAGCCUUCCGCAGCUCUGCAGAAGGCCAUCGAUGCAUCCUUCGGCUCAAUGGACAAGAUGAAGGAGGAGUUCAAUGCUGCGGCUGCCAAGCGCUUCGGCUCUGGAUGGGCAUGGCUUGGUGUUACCCCUGAGGGAAAACUUGCUAUCACCUCCACUCCCAACCAAGACAAUCCUCUCAUGGAAGGAUGCGAGGGUCAGAAGAUGAUCCCUGUCCUUGGCCUGGAUGUCUGGGAGCAUGCCUACUACCUCAAGUAUCAGAACCGCAGACCCGAGUACAUUACCAACUGGUGGAGUGUUGUGAACUGGGAGGCUGUUUCCAACAACUAUGAGAAAUUCGCUGCCAAGGGGAUUCCCGUCGAGGUUGUCUGAGUCUAGAGAUGCAGUGUUGAAGAGAGUGCCUUUGAAUGAGACAAUACAAGAAAAAAAUGCUUC